Molecule: messenger RNA, 642 nt
Organism: Uloborus diversus
Lineage: Eukaryota; Metazoa; Arthropoda; Arachnida; Araneae; Uloboridae
Gene: RpL30
Product: 60S ribosomal protein L30-like
Exons: 4
Coding region: 114-455 (113 amino acids)
Cellular component (GO): cytosolic large ribosomal subunit
Molecular function (GO): RNA binding; structural constituent of ribosome
Source: RefSeq, a predicted model, not a curated record
CAACUCAAUUCUGUAUGGUACAGCAAGACAGGACGAAAACGUGGUGACAAAAUUGUUAUAUUCUUAAUAUUUAUUAAUUAGUUUUAUCCGUGUACAUUUAAAAAGAAACCAAAAUGGUUGCACAAAAAAAACAGAAAAAGGCUAUGGAAAGCAUCAACUCCAGGCUUGCCUUGGUUAUGAAAUCUGGAAAAUAUGUGUUGGGUAACAAGCAGACUCUAAAGGCAUUAAGGCAAGGAAAAGCAAAGUUAGUUAUAAUUGCUAACAACACUCCACCAUUGAAGAAAAGCGAAAUAGAAUACUAUGCCAUGCUUGCAAAAACAGGUGUUCAUCAUUAUUCAGGAAGCAAUAUUGAACUUGGUACAGCAUGCGGAAAAUAUUUUAGAGUGUGUGCACUCAGUAUCACUGAUCCUGGUGAUUCUGACAUCAUCAGAACAAUGCCUACUGAGCAACAAUAAUUCAAUAAAAACUUUUCUCUAAAUUUGGUUUCCUUUGGUUUUGUGGUUGUGUGAUAAAUACCUUUUAUUCUUUGUAUAAAAUUAUUCUUAACAUUGCAACUACUACCCAAUUGUAAAUGAAUAAGUUGUUAUGUAAAACCUUUGCAUCAUGCAUCUGUAAAUAAAUCGGACUGUGUACCCACCUGAA